AUGAAGUCCUCUCCCAUACUCUACAUGGCUUGCAUAAUCAUAACAACCAGCCUCCAGCCCCCAUGCAUCCUCGUCAGAGCAUCACCAGUCUUCUCGAACUUCUCUGGCCUCGAUACACGCAUCGGCUGGACUGCCAAUACCACUAACGGCCACCUUCUGGUUGGACGCGGACCCCUCGACAUCCUAGACCGCGCUUACUCGAAAGCCAAGAAGAAAGGAGAGAAGCGGUGGGCAGACUCGAUUUCUGCGUCGAUGGAGCAGCGUCAGGGUGAGUUUUUGGAGUGGGAUGUUUUGGUGGAGAAGGCUGAGAGCGCUGAGGACAAGCAAGGAGGGGAGCAGCCGGUGGCGAAGAAUAGUGGGUGGAGAUAUGAUCUUGUUGAGAGCCAGGCAGAGAUGGACGAUGUUACGAAAGACUACACCGCCGCCCUCAACGGCGCCAAGCUCACUACGGAGAACUCGAGGAAUGUUGUGAUGUUGCACAAGACCACCGACGCCCGCUACAAAGGCCUCUACAGCCCCUCCAACGCCCUCCUAAUCGCCUACGAACGCCACAGCCCCUCCUACCAAACCUCCACGCACUCCCACCUCACCCCCUCCGACAUCCCCGCCAUAACCCAAUGGUCCGACAUCGCCUUCCUUACCUGGAUGCACACCCUUGCCGACCUCUCACUCACCCCCGCCGAAGCGCCGCUUAAGCACAUCUUCAUCGGGCCUAUUACGAAUACCGAGAGUAUCGAUGUGAUCAAGAAGGCGAUCAAGGAGGCGGGGUAUAAGGGGAAGGGGUUGCCGUCUUUUGAGGAGGCGGUGGAGUUGAAGAGGCCUGGGGCGGUUGUGGGGAGGGGGGAUAGGCCGUUUAUGGGGGUUUUGGGGACGGAUAAUUUGGCGGGGGUUGGGUAUUUGCUAGCUCAGCAUCGGGAGGUGUUGGGGAGGAGGGGGGUUGGGGUGUUGGUGGUGUUUGGGAGUGGGGGGAAUUUGUAUGUGAAGGUUGAGGUUGUGGAUUGGUGA
Fulvia fulva is the source of this 1005-nucleotide messenger RNA. RefSeq lists its product as uncharacterized. The record is from RefSeq and is a predicted model, not a curated record. The coding region runs from base 1 to 1005 and encodes 334 amino acids. The transcript has 2 exons. Lineage: Eukaryota; Fungi; Ascomycota; Dothideomycetes; Mycosphaerellales; Mycosphaerellaceae.